UACAUUGUUACAGGCAAUAAGAACAAUGUUAAAACCUUAAGACAUUUAUUUUGCUUCGUGGUUCUAUUAAUUUUCCUCAUAAUUUUUAUUGAAUAUACAAAUGAAAAAUUAUUAGUAUUAUGUUAAAUUUUAUUUAGAAAAUGUAAUCGACUAGUUAUCUUUAGACAAUGUUUAAUUAGUAAUUCUCUUAUAUCUUUAUAAAUUUGGUAAAAUGGCUGGCCAAAAAUUUCAAUAUGAUGAGAGUGGUGCUACAUUUUUUUAUUUUAUAUUAUCGUUCUUAGCGUUAUUGUUGGUGCCUGGAACUUAUUACUGGUGGCCAAGACAGCAAAAAGAAGAUCCAAAGUUAUUAGCAUCUGAGUGUUAUUGUCCAGGAUGUAGAAAAAAAAAGACUAUAUUACAAUCUACUAAACCAUGGGAAUUAAUGAAAAAAAUGUUUGUAAAAAUAACUAUAAUUUCUGGUUGGGCCUUGUUAGCAUUUCUUGCAUAUAAAGUUUCACAGUUUGAUUAUGAAAGUGCAAGUUUUGAUCCUUAUGAUAUUUUAAAUGUUCCAAUUGGUACAAAUGAAAAAGUUAUUAAAAAAGCAUAUCGAAAAUUAUCUUUGAUAUAUCAUCCAGACAAAGAAACUGGUGAUGAAAAGAAAUUUAUGAAGCUUACUAAAGCUUACCAAGCCUUAACAGAUGAAGAAUCUAGAAAAAAUUGGGAAAAAUAUGGGAAUCCUGAUGGCCCUGGAGCAAUGAGUUUUGGAAUUGCCUUACCAUCUUGGAUUGUGGAAAAAGAAAAUUCAUUUUGGGUGUUAGGACUCUACGCCUUAGUGUUUAUGAUUGCUCUUCCAACAACAGUGGGGAUGUGGUGGUAUAAAUCUAUACGAUAUUCUGGAGACAAGGUUUUACUGGAAACAUCUCGAAUGUAUUAUUAUUUUUUGCAUAAAUCAAAUUCUAUUCCUUUGAAACGUGUAAUAAUGAUUUUGAGUGCUUCAUUAGAGUUUGAAAAAAAAUAUAAUAGUGAGAUAGUAGAACGGUCCAGUGAUGAAUAUGAAAUGCCACAACUUAUAAAGCAACUGUAUAAUUUUAUUGAAAAAGCUCAAAAAGAACCACCUUUGUCAUACAAUUAUUCAAUUAAAGCUCGUGCGUUAGUUCAUGCACAUUUAUCACGAUUACCUCUAAAAGCUGAUACUUUGGACUUGGAUCGUAUGUAUAUAGUAAAAAAAUGUCCUUAUUUAAUUCAAGAAAUGGUUGGUGUUGUGUCUCAAUUAAUUUUGCUUGCGUAUGCUCAACGAGUUCCACGGUUACUUAAUAUUGAAACUAUUGAGAACUGUAUGAAACUUUGUCCUAUGGUAGUUCAAGCUUUAUGGGAAUAUAAGAGUCCCUUUCUUCAAUUACCCUACAUCACAGAUGACCAUCUUAAACAUUUUGAUAAUAAAAAAAAACGUGUUAGAAGUAUUCAACAUUUAGCACAAUUAAAACAUGAAGAAAGACGCAGUACUCUGAAAUUCUUGUCAGACAACCAAUAUGAAGAUUUAGUUAAAGUUCUUGGAAGAAUGCCUUACAUAGAUUUUAAAGUUCGCUGUGAAGUUAUUGAUGAUGAAGCAACUACAGUUUAUACAGCUGGUGCAAUAGUUACUGUAACAGUGCAGCUGAAAAGACAAGACAUGAAGGUACUAUUUGGUGAUGAAACAUUUACUGAUGAACAUGUAGAACCAGAAAAAAAUUCUAAAGAAAAAACUGUUUCUAAUGGAGAUUUAUUAGAGAAAAGUGAUAACAGUGAAGUAAUUAACGAUAUUGAAAAACAUAAAAAGAUAACCAAAGGUAUUUGGCAACAAAAACGUCAAUCAGGGAAAAGUAGUAAAAAAAAUAAUAACAAAAAACCAAAAGUUGCGUUAUCAGCACAUGCAAAAAAAAAAAUAAAGAAAAAAGAAAAACAAGAAAAAGCCAAGUUGGGUGAUCAUAAAGAAACAAAAGAAGAUGAAAAUGAAAUUGUAGAAAAAGAUGAAAAAGAAACUAAUGUAUCAUCUGAUGAGGAUUCUGAUUCAGAAAUUAGUAGUAGUUCUGAUGAAUCUGACGAAGAGUCAGAUAAAUCAGAUGCAGAUCAAGUAUUAGAUGAUAAGAAAAAGCUGUCUUCAAAUGAUGAUGAUGAUGAUAAUUGGCAUAAAUUUCAAUCUGGAGCAACCAAAAAAGAUAGAGUACUCGAAGGAAGAACUAAACAAUCACAUUUGGUUCAUUGUCCUUAUUUUCCUGAGGAUAAACAUGAAUAUUGGUGGGUUUAUUUAAGUGACCGAAAAAGUCGAACCUUAUUGACAGUUCCCUAUCAUGUGACGGAACUUGUAGAUGAAGAAGAAAUUCAAUUGAAGUUCACUGCACCUAGAUGGCCUGGAGUUUAUGUAUUUGCAGUUUGUUUACGGUCAGAUUCUUAUUUUGGCUUUGACCAAAUGCAUGACAUCAAAUUGGAUGUAAAAGAAGCCCCUGAACCUUUAACCGAACAUCCUCAAUGGGAUAUUUCUGAUGAAGAAGACAAUAUUAAAGAAGAAGAUAAACAAAGUGAUAUUUCAGAAUUUACUACAGAUGAAGAUGUUGAAGAUUAAAUAAUAAUUCAUUAUAUGUAUAAAAAUAAACCUUUGGGCAACCUGACCUAAAACGAAGUUCAAAAAAAUAAAUACAUUUAAAAAAAAUAAGUUAAUUAAUUUAAUAAAUUUAGUAUAUAGAUAAAUGUAAUUUAAUAUAAUAUAUGAAAUAUAUUAUUGUUUUCAAUUAA
Daktulosphaira vitifoliae (grape phylloxera) is the source of this 2748-nucleotide messenger RNA. RefSeq names its product translocation protein SEC63 homolog (gene Sec63). The record is from RefSeq and is a predicted model, not a curated record. The transcript is spliced from 15 exons. Gene Ontology annotation, molecular function: transmembrane protein transporter activity; RNA binding. NCBI's taxonomy places the organism in Eukaryota, Metazoa, Arthropoda, Insecta, Hemiptera, Phylloxeridae. Bases 212 to 2578 code for a protein of 788 amino acids. Gene Ontology annotation, biological process: post-translational protein targeting to endoplasmic reticulum membrane; SRP-dependent cotranslational protein targeting to membrane. Gene Ontology annotation, cellular component: Sec62/Sec63 complex.